Messenger RNA from Lathyrus sativus (Indian pea), 1410 nucleotides. The record is from the annotation of a GenBank genome assembly. NCBI's taxonomy places the organism in Eukaryota, Viridiplantae, Streptophyta, Magnoliopsida, Fabales, Fabaceae.
AUGGAUUCCAACAACACCACCCUUCUCGACCCACUUCAUUCCUCCGGCAAUCAUUCCCUUACUCCGGAGACACACAGACGUCGAAAUUCGAACAUUGCCAUUGCUCUUCGCCGCAGAAGUACUUAUAAAAAAUAUUCCGGUAGUACUCCUGUGAAUUUCAGACAAGGUUUCGUGAAAAAUGAGGUUUCUGCCAGGAAACUGGCAGCUGGUUUGUGGCAGAUGCGGUUUGUUGAGUUCUCUGGUGAUUGCGGCUAUGUUAGGGAUGAUGGAUGGUUUCGAUCUUCAAAGCCUAAGCUUGAAGCCUUUAAGCCAUUGAUCAAAUCUUCAAAAGAAAGAGAAUCAAAAUGGACCCCUUUACUUGAUAAAGGAUCCAAUGAGUCUACAAUUGUUCAUUGGAGGAAGCUUCUAGAAGACAGAAAACUAGUUGGUGACCAGCAUGACUCGAUCGUCGAGGUUCUUCUUGAAGAACUCCUUCGAUCACAAAGGAUGGUUAGAAAACUUAAAGCUGAAAAGAAUUCCUCUAAGAAAAAAGUGAGACAGUUUUUGCAAAAUUUCGAGCACGAAAAAGUGUUAUGGAAAUGCAAAGAAAACAAGAAGAUUGAAAAAGAGUUAGAUGAGUUAGAGGAAAAGUUGGCAAGGGAGAGAAGAAAUAGAGAAAGGAUGAAGUUUUUGAAUGCCAAAUUGUUACAGGAAUUGGACAAGGCGAACGAAAGCUCUGAUCGGUUUAGGAAAAACUACGAAAAGGAAAAGAGAAAAAGAGAAUUGACAGAAAAAGUGUGUGAUGAAUUGAACAAUCAUAUAGAAGAAGACAAAGGUGAGAUUGAGAAGCUAAUGAGGGAAGCAAUGGAAAUUUACAAGGAAGUUGAAGAAGAGAGGGAGAUGACAAAAAUGAUCGAGCUAUGGCGCGAAGAACGCGUGCAAAUGAAGCUAGACGAUGCGAAAAACCUACUUGAAGAGAAGUAUAAUCAAAUGGUAGAGUUGAUUGCUUAUCUGCAAAGGUUUUUAAGAUCAAAAGGCGACGAAAUUUGCAACGAUGAGAUAGAGGAUGCUCGGUUGAUCGAACAAGCGGUUGAAUCGGUAAACAUUCGACAAAUUCUCGAACAUUCUUAUAAUUUCUCAAAAUCAGAUGAUGUAUUUCCAAUCUAUGAGGAAUGCAGUGAAGAAACUGGUAUGUUAUAUUCUUCUCCUGCCUCUAAUCGACUAAGAUCGUGCCGCAUCGACGAAAAAACAAUUUCUAUUGAAGGAACCUCAAGAGAUAACAAUAAUCCUCACAUAACUCGUGGGAUGAAAGGAUGCAUAGAAUGGCCAAAAGGUAUUAAAACUAAUUCCAAAGUUAUCAUUCCUUUGGAAGAAAGAGUGAAAAGCCAGAAAUCUCAAUUGCAACACAUUCUUAAGCCAAAGGCGUUUUGA